CUGAAACCUCCCCGGAACUCAAACUUUAACAUGUUUAACAUUUCAGAGUUUUGUUGAGUGAUGUUCAGUGCCAUAUCAAAAGCUGCAGGCUUCAUCUUCUGGGGGUCUGCAGACGCUGCUGACAAGGCAGAAGAGAAGGAACCAACUGUUUCAAGUGCUGAGGGGGCUACUUCAGAACAAAAUUCCCUUGGAACUCAAGGGAAGGUAACCAGCAUACACAAUGGUUAUGGUAUAAUAAACAAGGAUAUCUACUUCACCUUUGAUUGUGUUUAUGGAGGUGGAAGGCCAAAAGUUGGUGAUGUUGUGAAUGUUCUGGCGAGUCGGAAAUCAGCUGAUGAUGGAUGGAAAGCAGAGCAAGUCUCUGUUGUUACUGGAAUGUCCUGGGAUGAUGAGCCAAACCUUGAUGAGAGUGAAGAUGGAAAACAAGUUCCUGAAGUCGUCUCGGAGGUGGUUGUUGGUAUGGUGACCAGAGCAUCAGCUAGUGAAGGAGUCAUCAACAAUAACAUUCCAUUUGUCGGACAUACUGUGACAGAUGAUUACAUCCCAUUCAGGGGGGACUGGGUUACAUGCAAUGUGGAAAGGAACAAUACGAAUGGGACAUGCCACGCCACCAAGAUUUCUCCUUUACGCAUCAAGGAUUUCAUAGGUGAAAUCAACAGCUCACAGAAUGGUAUUGGCUAUAUCAACAGAGAUAUUUUUGUUUAUUUCAAUGCGUGUAAGAUUGCUGGUGACUGCGGAACUAGGAGGGGUGAAAAAGUGUCGUGUACAGCAAUUGAAAGCAACCAAGGGAAGUGCAACUGGCGGGCCAUCAGUAUCAUGAAAGCCUCUUUUCAGAAUUCACCUGCCAGGUUACUCCAGAUGCCCAGUAUACCAGUCAGUCCCAUGCAGGGAAAGUUCAUGAAAGCCCUACUCGAUGACGAGGACAAAUAUGGAGUAUUUGUUACAAAGUCCGCUGAUUUUGGGAUGCUCAUGAACGGUCACCAGAAGUCCUUGAAGUUGUGGAUACGCAAUGUGAGUGACCAUCCCAAAACUUUGCUUAAAGUCCGUUUCCAUGGUCACGUAAUGUCACAGUUCACAGCCCACCCACCUGAGUUGAAGGAAACAGGGAAAAACCCACCAUCUGGUAAAGAGCCGUCUGGCAACAAGAUUGUUCUUGAUCCGACCAUAUCUGCCUCGGUCAGCGUUGAUUGUCAUGCAAAGAAUUUCGGUCAGGAAAAGCAGCUUCUGGUCUUCGAAUUUGAAGGCUUCAAAAUAGGACGCUAUCUGACUGUCGAAGUAAAGGACCCUACUGCUCGGUUCCUUGAGCCGAACGCCCCGUAUCAGAGGCAAGGGACAAAUCGUUAUAGCCUGGCUGAGCAGAUAAGACGCAAGUCUUCUGGAGAGGGUUGGGUCGUGCCAGGAAUAAGGCCUAUUUUUGCCAAUAAGAGUAUCCAGCUGCCAAAUAGACUUCCCCAAUUCCUCGUCCCUUCAGAUCUUAGAGACUGUAUUUAUGAUGGAGAAGAUCCUGUUGCUCUUUACCCUGUGCUCCAAAAGCCCCUGAUGUUCUCUACAUACUCUCAAAAGUUCUCCCUGCUUCUCCAUCUUGAGGAAAUACAGAUGGAGAUUGACAUACACGAGUACAACUUGGAAAGGGUGUGCCUCCGUCCUGUUGCUGAAUUCCUUGCGCUCAAGGUGCCUGGUCUGGCAGAAGGCCGACCCUCCUUAAUCAUUGGUGACAAGAUCCGUGUGUCUGUGCCUGGAGAGGAUGAGGGCCCGCAAUAUGAGGGCGUCAUCCAUGAGGUUCUCAACGACGAGGUGUUGUUAAAGUUCCAGCAGAGCUUCCAUUCCGACUACCUUGGCCAGGACUAUAAUGUGGAGUUCACAUUCAAUCGCACUUCUUUGAGACGAUGCCAUCAGAGUGUUGACUUUGUCCAAAAGCUUGGAGAAGAUAUCCUUUUCCCAACCAAACUCGAACUAAAAAGAUCUCAAGUUACCGGUACGAUCAAUGAAGCCGUAAAAGAAGUCGUCAAAUCACCAGCACAGCAAAACAAACCAAGCACAAGGAGAAAGCAGACCAAAGCACCCGGUAGUCACACGUUCUUCAACUCUUUGCUGAAUGACAGACAGAGAGCAGCAUGUCUACGGAUCCUUGGUGGGCAGUGUCGUCCAGUGCCGUAUAUACUCUUCGGUCCACCAGGGACUGGGAAGACUGUCACGGUUGUUGAGGCAGUACUCCAAGUGUUUCAUCAUGUGCCUUCGAGUCGAACGUUGGUCUGUGCGCCGUCCAACAGUGCAGCUGAUCUUUUGGCUGAAAGACUCCACCUGAGCUCAAAAAUUGGUAAGGGUGACAUGGUACGCUUGAAUGCAUUCCAACGCACCGUGGACGUCAUCCCCGAGAUAAUCCAACCAUACAGCAUGUACGCUGACAACUUGGAACAUGUUGCCCGACAUAGGAUUGUCGUCUGUACAUGUGCAACUGCGGGAAGUUUGUACGGAUUACGUUUAGUGCCUGGACACUUCACACAUGCGUUCGUUGAUGAGGCAGGACAGGCCACGGAACCCGAGUGCUUGGUUGCACUGAGUUUGGUUGCGAAUGCUGGUGGCCAGACUGUGUUGGCUGGUGACCCGCUACAGCUUGGUCCCGUCCUCCGGUCGAAGUAUUCGGUGAAACAUGGACUUCAGGAAUCGUUGUUAGAGAGGCUGAUAUACCGUCCAUUGUAUCAGAGAGAUGAGCAGAGGUUUUCUGGGCAUGGAUGCUAUGAUCCAUUCUUGGUGACAAAACUGAUCAACAACUACCGCUCACACCCAGCCCUGAUGACCCUACCUUCCCAGCUGUUCUAUCACAAUGAGCUACAGAUGUGUGCAGACAAGCAAAUGAGGGAACGACUCUGUCACAUUGACAUACUGCCAAACCCCGGGUUCCCUCUCAUCUUCCAUGGAAUAAGGGGAGAGGACCUUCGGGAGGGCAACAGUCCAUCCUGGUUCAACCCUGUAGAGGCUGUGCAAGUCAUGCGUUACCUCCAGACCCUAGUCGGCUCAGACAUCCACGAUCUCUCUUACGACGACAUUGGUAUCAUCACGCCAUACAGGAAACAAGUGGAGAAGAUACGUCUGCUUAUUGACAAGCUUGACAUGGAGAGGGUCAAGGUUGGCUCAGUGGAAGAAUUUCAAGGUCAGGAGCGGCCUGUGAUGAUUAUAUCGACAGUUCGAUCACACUCCAGAUUGGUCGCCUUCGAUCAGAAGUUCAACCUGGGAUUCUUGAGCAACCCCAAGAGAUUCAAUGUAGCAAUUACCCGUCCGCAGGCCCUUCUUGUCAUCAUUGGGAACCCUCAUGUCUUAGCACAGGAUCCGUACUGGGUGAGUCUACUGAAGUAUUGUGUUGACAACAAGUGCUACACUGGAUGUGAUCUCCCAGAUUGCGUCAGACCUGAUGAAGCUAGCAUCAUGGAAUCUGUGUUGGAUGAGCCAGAUACAGACAACGCCAGGGAGCCUAUGGUUGAUGAACCAGUUGGGAGUGACUGCCUUCCACAAGAUUUGGGUGCCGUCACUCCUGAAACCAAGGCCCUCAAUCGUGCUGCUGGACUGAACAAAAACGAAGUGGUAGCCAAGGGUGGCAUUGACCAUGUUGAUGGUGCCUUAGUAGCAGAGGAACCAAUUCAAGGUGGACCAAGGAGGGAGUCAUCAAGCAAUCCCGACAUAGCCUCGACGGAAAAUUCUGUCGAAAAAUCGAUGCCUUCUGAUAAGCAAUUAAGAGAUUGUGCAGUGCCUGCCGCAACUUGUAUUGAAGUUUCUCGGUCUACUCAGACACCCUUGAUCAGCUCCGUUAUUCAGCGGCUAGGAACUAUCCUGCACGGUACUGGUGAAAACGCAUUUACACAGACGUCCGUCUUUGGCUCAAUCGUAUGUAAACUUGGAACCUCCCCCGCCAGUGUCAAAGGUAAAACUAGCGCAAGUGGGAUGAACAUUGGGGAAGUUGGCCUUGAACAGAUAAGCUCACUCAUGACAGAGCCGCCAAGUAUACACAGACUGUCGUCAUCUAGGCUAAAGGUGUCCUUGUUUCUAAAAAAGGGUGAACAGUUGAAUGAACAAUCUGUGUUAGAUUCUAUGGAUUGCAAAACUUCAGAAAAGUCUGGUGGAAGCGAUCCCAAAUUGGAUAGACAAAUUGGAUUUGAGCCUGAUGUAGAUAAACUAUUAGUCACUAGUACAUCAGUGCCUACUCAAUGUCCUGAACCCAGUUUAGAGGGAGAGCUAGAUGAUAUGGUUGAGGCUUCAAUCACUAUGACAUCUAUCUCUAGUCCUUGUUCUAGUCUUGAACCUUCCAUUGCAAGUACAUCAGUGUUCACUCCAAACUGUAAACCCAGUCCUGACAAUUGUCAUGAAUCUCAUGUUACUAGUACAUCAGUGAGUACUGGGGACACAGUACAUUGUGUUUCUACUAGUACAUCAAUGAGUACGCCCUGCUCUGACCUUAGUGCUAAGCAAGAUCUCAAACCUGCGAGUGUGUCUGGUGUAGGUGCUGUACCUAGUCGAGAAACUUGUUCUGAACUUGAUGAACCCCUCACUGCCAGUACUAGAGCAUUAAGUCAAAAGCCUGUUGCAUGUAAAAACACUGACAUUGUUGCACCAGCUAAUACUAGCAUUCAAUAUGAACCUGCUGCAGGUUUCUCUCAUUCUUCAAGUCCCCAAAUGAUUGUACAGGAUGGACAUGCCUUGAAAACGGAUAACGUUGUCCCCUCUUUUGUGAAGCAGACUACAGAAGUUACGAAGAUAGCUGGGGUCAAGAAACCUUCAACACGUUCUGGUGAUGGAAAGGGUAGAGGAAGGGCUUUGAAAUUACUCGUUGAACAACAUUGGAUGAAAGCAAAUCUACAAGAUGACGAAAAACCUGGUAGGGUGAAGGAAACUACUGGUGAGAAACAAUUUGUGUUGGAGGAAGAGAACGAGAAUCUAAACAAUGACGCAGCUCAGUUUAGUAAUGAUCUGUCCGAGAAAUCAGAAGUUAACUUGAUUGUGCCUGCAAGUGUGAAUAAACCUGCUGAGGUGAAGAAGCAGGAAAAGCCAUCGAGUCCAGAACAGGACGUGAUAGAUGCCAUGAACAGUGUUUACAAGCCACGGAAAAACAAUAAAGCUAAAAGGUCCUUGAAUCAACGUCCUGUGUCUAAAGAUAACCCCAAAGUCUCUGGUGAAAGAGUGCAUCAGAAUGAAAUCCCGCCAAGGUUUCAGAAAUCUGGUACCUACCCUGCUUACCGGCAGCAACAUGGUUUGCAGGACGACCAGUCAGUCCACCGUGAACCUCAAUGGAUCGAGGCUGAAGUUAUUACUGAAGACGACUCUCCCGCUGAACCAGGUUCGUACCCAAUCUCACGGAGGCAGAUCAACAAACUUCCACCUCGUCUACAGAAGCAAGCUUUUGCUGAUAUGAACAAUGAACAAAGAACAAUUCAAGCUGAAAUUAUUUCUGAAAGUGUCCCAAGUGAAGUACGAAUAGUAGAUGACCAACAACAGGUUGAACCACUGCCAGCAUCGAUGUCUCAAAGGCAAUUCAAGAAUUUGCCACCAAGAUUGCAGAAAAAGUUUAUUGCAGAUAAUCUACGCCAGCAUCAUUCAGUUCAGGGCAGUCGAGGAAUGAUCGAGGCAGAGCUUGUCAUGGAAAAUGAUACUUGUACCAGGGAGGUAAACUUGGGGCAUGAUGGAAGUUCUUUCCAGGAAAGUGGGUCAAUGUCCCAGAGACAGUACAGAAAUCUUCCUCCUCAUUUGCAGAAGAAGUUUAUUGGGAAUGUAGUUUCCAACAUGCCAAGGCGAGAUUUGGAUUGGAUCCUGAAUGGGAGUCACGGGAAGAUUGAGGCAAAGGUUAUCACAGACGAUGGUCAGCUAGGGACAGCAGAGAAGCGAGCCAAAGUACGCCCUCCUCCGACAUGGCAGGAACAGUUCAAAAAGAUGCCAAGGCGUUUACAGAGAAUGGGCCAUUGUCGUUUCCAUCAAUGGUAUUCUAGAUGUGAAAAUGUGAAUUCAACAAAUCAGCCAGAAUGGGAUUUGGUUGGGAAUAAACAGAAAAUGCCUGAGGCUACUUUUAUCACUCGUGAGAUUUCAGUUGGAGGAAGGAACUUGGCAGGAAAAGGUCUUCCUGGAUCAUACCCCUGGUCCAAAGUUGUGACAUUUGAUAAUGGAUCAAUGUCCAUGACCGAUUUGCAGACUGAGGAAAAUAACCUUGAAGAAAAUCGUUCUGUGAGACUGUGGUACCAAACUCAUACAUCUGAUUGGCCUGGGGCUGCUUCACUUAGCAAGCCUAUGAAACGUGACCCUGUUGGACAAGAUUUGGACGAGGUCCGUAGGAGAGGAACUCGACGAACAAAAGAGCCUGUUAUUCAAAGGGAUCCUCAUGUAAAUUCACCAUCACAAUUAUCUGGUGGCUCUUUUAAGCACCAUGAUCAGCAAAAGAAAAGAUGUUUGUCUGACUGGGAUAGAAAUAACGAUGUCAUGACAACGACACCUACUUCUCGGAAGGUUUCCAAUCGUGAUUUAGUCGAGCCUCGUGAUGGGUGGGUUGUUGGGAUGGGCAAUGGGAAAGGUGGCAAGCGCUCGGCUAACAAUCGAAGUGAAAGACCAGGGGCUUGGAGAGACUGCCAUAACACUAACAGAUCAAAUGAUGUGGAUGUGCACUGUGAUAGUUCUGAGGAGAAUAUUGGGAACGGUGGGAAUAAUUUGUCUGGCGGUAGUCAAGGUCAAUGUCGGUUCAAGAAGAUGCCAAUUGGUUACCGGUUAGACCCCGCUGUAGCUGGAGAGAACAGGAAUAUUGAACAUGUUGAAGAGAAAGUGUCUGCUAAACAAGGCAAUCGUGACAUUCCUCCAUUAAGUUUCGAAACAUUUAUCAAAGGUGGAGGGAAAAAGAGCAAUAAUAAAGAUCGGAGGAUGACUUCAAAUUUGUUCGAUGUGGAGAAAAAACAGAGUUCUAGAGGUCGGAAUUCACCGGGGCGACCUGUUCCAGAGAAAUCAUUGCGAAAUGAAGGUGUCCAGGAAAAAAAGUUCAGUACAGACCUUUUGGAGAAAGUAUUGAUGAAAACUGGAAAGGUUGAACAAAAAGAGUUAUUGAAAUCGGAAUCGUCUGCUUCGGAAAAGAAGGCGUCUGCUGUUCCUGCAUUGCAAAAACCAGAGCAACGAGGCCAACAUUCAGCAAAUAUAAAAACAAGCUCCAGCAAAAGGCAAAAUUUGGCACUUGGGGCAAAUGGUACUGGUGCCAUUUUUCAGAAACCUUGUCUUCAGAAUGUGCCACAACCAGAGAAUUCUGGCGCGACAGGUUUCGUUUCAAGAGAUCUGAAAGCGACAACUCCUUUUCAUGUGUCUGCAGCUGUUUCUGAUUCAUGCGAGAGUAGUGACUCUGAUGAGGAUUAUCAUGAGGAUCAGAGGGACAGCGAUGUGGUGAUAGAGAGCAGUGAUGAAGAAUCUCUUGCUUGACCAGGAUGAUUUUUAGAACGUCUGCUUUUAUUCAUUCUGAACUUCCAGCAGUAUUGCCUCCAUAGGCUUCGCUGCACGUUGUCUAGAAGCUUAGCAAUGUUGAUACAUUGAGGGUCAAGAUGGCUCUUGGUGAAGGUUCAAGGAACUAAAACUUCUGGCUCUUUACAUCGAAACUUGAACCCAAGGUCAUCUUGAUUCGAACCAUUUAUUUCCAAUGUGUUCUUUUAUCUCCAAUUCUUUUGGAAAAUGUUUUUAUUUUAAACUCUUUUAAUUUCUUUGGUGCAACUUUCCAGGCAAAAGAGUCCUUGUCUAAGCCAAUGCUAUCUAAAACCUUUUUGAACACAUGAUAGCUGUUGUUCAGCUGACUGCCAUUUUAAAUCAUCAUUAUGUGUUCUUCUCAAAUGCUUUGAUAUAGGUGUCGUCGUACUAUAGGUAGGCAAGGUUAUGUGUGGGAAUGUAUUAUAAUCAAGUCACGUCAUCCUAUUCAUGCUUCCUCACAGGGGUGGGUUGAGGCCUAUCCACUGCAUCCAGAGUGUAGUUUUUGAUGAAUGCGUUGACAGUCAUUGUACAAUAAUGGCUCAGAUUCUGGUGCAAUUGCUAUUGAUUACCUUGUUGAAAUGGUCUAUUUGACGAAUAAAUGUCAUGAUAUUCUUGUUGAA
Messenger RNA from Lineus longissimus, 8090 nucleotides. RefSeq lists its product as uncharacterized. The coding region runs from base 61 to 7431 and encodes 2456 amino acids. Gene Ontology annotation, molecular function: helicase activity. Gene Ontology annotation, cellular component: cytosol; P granule. Lineage: Eukaryota; Metazoa; Nemertea; Pilidiophora; Heteronemertea; Lineidae. The transcript has 15 exons. Gene Ontology annotation, biological process: regulatory ncRNA-mediated post-transcriptional gene silencing. The record is from RefSeq and is a predicted model, not a curated record.